AUUGCUUUGGUUUCUAUUUCUUUCUUAAGUCCUCCCCGGUGCAGAGGACUGGCCGGCCAGCGUGCAACGCGGCAGUAGCCACAGAGGCGGUGGAGAGAUGGCCUUUGGCGGCGCCCAGCCUCCCUACAUAAACCCAGCCGUCCCCUUUACCGGGGUAAUCCAAGGAGGUCUCCAGGACGGACUUCAGAUCACCAUCAACGGGACCGUUCUUUACUCCAACGGAAACAGGUUUGCUGUGAACUUUCAGACUGGCUACAAUGACAAUGACAUUGCCUUCCACUUCAACCCUCGGUUUGAAAACGGCGGGUAUGUGGUCUGCAACACAAAGCAGAGAGGAAGCUGGGGGCCCGAGGAGAGGAAGAUGCAAAUACCCUUUCAGAGGGGGAAUCCCUUUGAGCUCUGCUUCCUGGUACAGAGCUCAGAGUUCAAGGUGACGGUGAACAGGAAUCUCUUCAUGCAGUAUGCACACCGCGUGCCCUUCCACUGCGUCAACACCAUCUGCAUCACGGGCGCCGUGCAGCUGUCCUCCAUCAGCUUCCAGAACACCCGCGCAGCUCCCUUCCAGCCCGCCUUCUCCACAAUGCAGUUCUCCCAAGCUGCCUGCUUCCCACCCAAGCCUAAGGGGCGCAAACCAAAGCCUCCCGGGAUCUGGCAGGCCAACUCGGCUCCCAUGACUCAGACCAUCAUCCACACCAUGCAGAGCACCCCUGGACAGAUGUUCCCUAAUCCCAUGAUCCCACCCAUGGCAUAUCCCAACCCAACCUAUCCAAUACCUUUCUUCACCUCCAUCCCGGGCGGACUGUACCCCUCUAAGAGCAUCAUAGUGUCAGGCACCAUCCUGCCCAGCGCUCGGAGGUUCUACAUCAACCUGCGCUCCGGGAAUGACAUCGCCUUCCACCUGAAUCCCCGCUUUGACGAGAAUGCUGUGGUCCGCAACACACAGAUCAACAGUUCCUGGGGGUCCGAGGAGCGAAGCCUGCCCCGAAAGAUGCCCUUCUUCCCAGGCCAGAGCUUCUCGGUGUGGAUCAUGUGUGAAGGCCACUGCCUCAAGGUGGCCGUGGAUGGUCAGCACCUGUGUGAGUACUACCACCGCCUGAAGAACCUGCCCGCCAUCAACAACCUGGAGGUGGGGGGCGACAUCCAGCUGUCCCACGUGCAGACGUAGGCUGGCCCUGCCCCGUGUGCUCUCUGCAUCUGCCUAUCGCCCUCACUUUCCCCGCCCCAGCCCCAGCCCUUCCCAGCCCGCCCAGGGUCCGGGCUGUGCUGAAGAGACCACGUCCUCGGCUGGCUCUGCUUCUGGCUGCAGAGGGCAGCUGGCCAGGACUGCCUUCCUCCAGGGGGGCAGCACCCAGAUCCUAAGAGGAGGGGAGGUCUGCAGGCAGAAGGCCUGUUGGGUCCCCUCGGCAGAAAGGGAGGGUCCUGACCUUCCCAGGCCUGCGCCCUGCCUGCCUCUCAACCACACUCCCACCCCCAAUUCAAGUCCACCUCGUCCCAGCUGUCACUACACCUGGGAGGUGGUAUCCUCGGCCCCUCCUCUCUCUCCAACAUUUAAUCUCUCCUUCCUCUCUGGAAACUACCCAGAUGUCACCCCAUUGGUCUCCACCAAAGGACGGGAGCCUUCUCAGCAGGGGGCACUCCCUUUCCCAGUGUCUUUUGAAUAAACAAAAAAGGAAAAAUGCUUGU
Molecule: messenger RNA, 1683 nt
Organism: Hippopotamus amphibius kiboko
Lineage: Eukaryota; Metazoa; Chordata; Mammalia; Artiodactyla; Hippopotamidae
Gene: LGALS9
Product: galectin 9
Exons: 11
Coding region: 98-1165 (355 amino acids)
Biological process (GO): negative regulation of type II interferon production; negative regulation of CD4-positive, alpha-beta T cell proliferation; positive regulation of gene expression
Cellular component (GO): nucleus; cytosol
Molecular function (GO): galactoside binding; carbohydrate binding
Source: RefSeq, a predicted model, not a curated record